AUGUUGUGGCCCUUCAGGCAUGGAAUUUCUGGAGGGAUUUUCCAGCAAAGAGCCUUGAGAAAGCCAACGUUUAUCAACUCGCUGCUUGGACAUCCCGUAUUUCAGAACCUACACAUAAAAGUUGGAGACAAAGCUGAACUUAGCAAGGUUUUUACACAGAAUGAUGUAGUUACUUUUUCUGAUUUAACAGGUGACACAAAUCCUUUGCAUUUAAAUGAAGAGUUUGCAAAGAAGUCUAGGUUUGGGAGAACUGUUGUUCAUGGAGUUCUGAUCAAUGGACUUAUUUCUGCAGUUCUGGGUACCAAAAUGCCUGGUCCAGGAUGUAUAUUUCUUUCCCAGGAGAUUCGUUUUCCAACUCCUUUGCAUGUUGGUGAAGAAGUCACAGCUGCAGCAGAAGUGAAACGACUGAAGGGUUCUGUUGCUCACAUUUCUGUAUCAUGUCAGGUCAGAGAAAGUGGGAAAACUGUUAUGGAAGGGAUGGUGAAAGUCAUGGUGCCAGAGAGUUAGAGCUGUUCAUCAUGUGCAACUUCAGUAUAAAAACCAGAACCAAUGUACACUUGGAUUUGAUUAUCAUUUUAUGUGACAUCACUGAAACCAGUAAAUUUGCAACAGAAACCUUUCAAAAUGUCUCAAAGUGCACAAACUUAACCUUACUAGAACUACAUUAAAACUGGAACUUCUCCUUGUUUCACUGUGAUGGGUUUCACUGCCAGUGUGAAACCAACAGAGCUAGGCACUAGCUGUGACCAAGUGACAUUUAGACAAGCCUUUGUGCUGCUGUAGUGGGAAGUUUGGGCUGGUGGGACUCACAUUGAGGCUGUUCUUUCUGGUAAAAUCUCAGUCCUCACCAGCAAAGUUCAGUUAAAACUCGUUCCUUCUGUACAAAACAGCUGUUUUGCCAACAAGCACUGGGGAGGAGACAGUUCUAUGUUUAAAAGUGGAACAAAAAUGAGGUAUUGGAGUACACGUGUCCUGCAAAAUGUGUUGUAAUCUGUAUGGCAGCUCCAGCUGGUGUUUCUUCGAAACUUGCCUCCCAGAACAAGAGUGAAGGAGGCUUUUAAAAAAUUUAUAUUGUCACAACUUGUACUUACUGUACUUGUCCUCCCGAGGGCAAGACAAGAUUUGAGUACUAACUCUAUGGCUUCUCUCUCCUUGCUGGAGUGUGUGAAUAUGGAUUUUCCUUUGUCCACUGAAAGUACCUUGGUAGAAUAGACUUCUGGAAGAUUCAUUACUAAAUCAUCUGGGUUAAAUUA
This is a messenger RNA of Catharus ustulatus (Swainson's thrush), 1253 nucleotides long. RefSeq names its product hydroxyacyl-thioester dehydratase type 2 (gene HTD2). The coding region runs from base 1 to 507 and encodes 168 amino acids. Lineage: Eukaryota; Metazoa; Chordata; Aves; Passeriformes; Turdidae. The transcript has a single exon. The record is from RefSeq and is a predicted model, not a curated record.